Messenger RNA from Mesorhabditis belari, 345 nucleotides. The record is from the annotation of a GenBank genome assembly. NCBI's taxonomy places the organism in Eukaryota, Metazoa, Nematoda, Chromadorea, Rhabditida, Rhabditidae.
AUGAUGAAAGAUUGCGCCGACUCGAGAAAUCAGCGUCUGAUCGACAACCUUGCCGCCAGCAACAUUACGCCGAGAUUGAGAGGUCUAGUCAACAUAGUCACCAGUCGGCACUAUCAUUGUUGGAAUCAGCGACAGUAUGAUCAAGGGCCACGGACACUGUUUGAGUGUUUGGCUGCGGAAAACGAAUGGAAUCCCCGCUAUUUCGGUGUGUUCAAUCCGUCGACCUCCGAACACGCGCGCUACAUUUCCAACCAGUUGGAGUUUCUUGUCAGAGAGAUCGAUUCGAUCUACGAUCAAACAAACUCGUUGAUGCUUGGCGCUUGUGUGUAUCGACUUAGCUCGGAA